Molecule: messenger RNA, 8599 nt
Organism: Acanthaster planci (crown-of-thorns starfish)
Lineage: Eukaryota; Metazoa; Echinodermata; Asteroidea; Valvatida; Acanthasteridae
Molecular function (GO): zinc ion binding
Source: RefSeq, a predicted model, not a curated record
CGUCCAUGGUGCUACUGCAAACCUUUCUAUUAUACCUCUUCACCAUGCAAACCUUCAAGACUUAUAUUCUACAUUGAAUGUAUAGUUUACAGACAAAAAAUGCCACUUUGUUCCAUCUCAGACGGUUAAGAAUACAUGAAGAGAGUAAUUUCAACUACAUCAAGAAAUCUCACCUGAACGGUAGGGAGAGUCUCAGGUACCUCGCAGUUUGAACAAGAUGAAAAAAAUUGAUGAUGAAGAAAGAUGAAGAAAGAUUGAUGAUGAAGAAAGAUGGAGAAAGAUUGUUACAACUCAUACUGGUGUUCCAUUGAUGUAUACUGGGCAUAUCAGAGGCUGGAUUCCAUUUUGUUUGUCCAGCAAGCAAGGCAAUCAUUUCCUUAAACCAGAGCCCUUUCUUGAGAAGAUCUUGUUGCGUAGUUGGCGACAAUAGUUGUUGGCUUUGGAUGUCAUAGUAAUUUCAUACACUGGACAUUACAGUGUUGCUUCUUCAGUUGCACUGCAAGCCUGAAUAUCAGCAAGAUAUGGGACAGAGGGAUAUGCCCCUUACAUGUCCAGUUGUUAUACACACUCUAGACUAUUGUUACCUAACACAUUCCCCGUAGAUGUCUGAAAAGAAUUCCUGAGAUUCCAAUCAAACAAUGACCAACACAAAGGUGUUGGAGGGUGCUCUUCGUCCCAGAUCUUGCUUUAUAUGAGCUUGAUUGGUCAUUUUAAGGGGGCCCAAUUCUGCCAGAUGCCUAUGUUGAUAUUGAACAUUAAUUUUGACAUUCGAGAUAGCUGGGUUAUUUCUGGUCAUAUCUUUCUGUGGUUUACAGUAAAAAAAAAAGGUAUUUCACAAUAAAUUUAUGUUUCGCACUAUCUGCUUUAUUACAAACUCACUUGGUGCUCACCUAGGGAUAGGUGUUUCGUUGUUGUGAGACUGGUAUCUUUUUAUGAGAUCCCCCGUUAUAAAAGCCUCAAUGGUUUCUACGUAAUUUUAGCCGAUUCCUGUUAGGUUCUAUUGGAGUCUUUUCUUUAACGAUGCAAGUUGUACUGUACAAAACUGUACAUACCUUCAGACUAACAGCACACGAUUAAAAGAGAAAGAUGAUUGGUUUAACAUGGAAUUCAACUUGAUGCAUUUGUUUAUUCUUGUCGGGUUGUUUUGUUUUUUGCUCCAUUUUACUUCUCAACUUGGAGCAAUGCAAGAUUUCAGCAGUGCCUCUGAGCUGAUAAAGUUUCGAGAAGCAAGGAUCCGAAACAUUUACAUGUACCACGUUUUGGAUGCAGGCUUUAUGCCUUCAUUAGAAUAAUGCUCCCUGUCUGUGACUCUUGGCGUUGAGGAUUAUUGUAUUUUCUACAAUUCCUUGGUUCACAACCAAUUCUAAGCACCCUCGGUUAAAGGAAUAAAACCUGUGACUAAAUGCCAGUUAAGGAACUUCUGCCUAGAAGAGUGCAUCACUGGAAUUCUUUUGAAUUUUCACAGGACCCUCACCCAGAUUGAAGGAUAACUUCACAGCUUUUUAUAAACCCUUUGGAACCUGCUUCAACAGCUACAAACCGAUUACAGUGCCCAGUAUUUAUAUUCGUCAGAUCAGCAUUUUUUACGCCCAUUAUGAUUAUGCCUCGGUCUUCCAACUUUUGAUUCCAUUCACUUCCGUGCUUUAUGUUGAAAAGCCACGAGGACAUUUUUAUCGCUUUACGCUCUUAUUUUACGAUCACUGUCGGCAGUUUGGAUAUUCUGCAUUCGCAUCUUGGCAUGAACAGAAAAAACAUUUUUAGCUUGGUAUGGCUGAGCUCUGAAGACGAAUGACACUGCGUUCGAUUUGAAUACUUCCACAUGUAUUUCAACAGAUAAAAUCAGAAAAACAUAUUUUCCUUUGUAACUAUCGUGGCACGUACAGACAGAACCCCCAAAUUAUAAAACAACCAGAAACUCUGAAACAUCCGCAGCUGGAAGUUGUAAGAUAAAAGUUUCCCUGCAUUUUAAGAAUUGGUGUUGAAUUUCCUGAUUUAAUAGUUGAGAUGUUUGCUGUGUUCGUUUCUUCUCUGGUUACAAAAUGCUGGCGAAGACGCUAAACAUGACUGUUUUUUUACUCUGCCUUAUAACAGUAGAAAUGAAGGGCGGGUUGUGGCAAUGGUGGAUUUAACUAAAAUAAUUGGAAAGCCUGUUUAAACCAUGCAUUACACUACGCCAUCAAAGGCUCCUGUACAGGACUAACAUAUGCAUCCUUUUGCAGAGCAUUGGUUUACGUGUUUCUCUGCCAAGGGCAAAUGGCUAUGAUAGUGCACUUGUUAUUUAGGUUCAACGGGAUUUCCCCCCGAUGAGCAAUACCAUGCAGGCAGAGCUCAAUUUGCAUGUGACAUUGACAUGAACGGAUUGCAACGAUUACCGUCCACGGUCCGACUGUAGUCCCACCUUGCUCUAUGUUAUGUUCAACAACACGCUGAACCUUAUGUACACGCACACUCAGUAGAAUGAUUGCGACAGUUGUGCAUGCGCGCGUGUACAUGUCUAGGGAGGUGGUUCCGAAAUCGGCGCAGUGCAGACUUUGCUACACCCUCCGCUGUAGUUGUCUGACAGUAUUUUGACAUUAUUUUAGUCUGGUGAAUUCCUGCCGGCCAUUGCAGAAAUCAUACGUGUAGGUCAGCGUUGUUUCUUGGAAAGUCAGUCCUCACGCCAAAAAGGUAUGAACGACGUAAAAACAACUUGAAGUCCGGCACUGUGAUUGGCUGCUACCACUUUUGAUAGAUGAGUCCAUUCGCUGUGUACUAAAGGAUUGAAACCUCCAGGUGCUUUGACCUCACAUCCGUGCGUUCACUUGUCACAAACCACCCAUACAGCGCAGGCUGCUGGCAAGGAAUUGAGUUCAGUGUAAGAUGGCUGCUGGCGGGGGAUCGGUAACCAGGGUUUUAGAUGAGAUCAGCCGAGAUCACUUGGAAUGUAGCAUUUGUCAUGAGAGAUACCAGACACCAAAGAUUCUAAGUUGUCUGCACAGUUUCUGUGAGAUGUGUCUUCUGACAUAUCAAAAAGCACUGGAAAAUCCGUCUCAGAUUCCAUGCCCUAAAUGCCGACAGGACACGAAGCUUCAAUCUACCGAGGUCUCUAGCCUCAAAACCAACUUUCAUCUUAAGGAGAUAGUUGAAGAUUUUGCCCUUAAGGAGAAACUGGCGCAGAAGGAAGUUACGAAGCUCCUUUGUGAGCUGUGCGAGGAGCAGCGAGAGGCGCAUUCCAGAUGCUCGGACUGUCCUUUAUUACUUUGCAAACAAUGUAAGGCAAGCCAUCAACGCAUCCCUAGUACAGCAAGUCAUGAUGUUGUGGCGCUUGACGUGUUACGGACAGAUACAGAUGUCUUGAAGCGGAAGGGAAAGGUCGAACCCCCAUGUGAAAAACACCAGGGAGAGAAAAAAAGAUUCUUCUGUGAAACUUGUAAAGAGCUGAUCUGCCGAGAUUGCACAGUCGUGGAGCACCGCAAGCACGAGUUUACUACAAUUGACGAUGCUGCACCUAGACACAGAAAAACAGUUCAGUCUCUAGCGAAUCAACUGGCCAAGCAGAUGCCACUGUUCAAAAAAUCAGAAGCUGACCUUCAGAAGAUGGGUUCGGAUUUACAAAGAUUCACAACACUCGCUCAGCAACAAGUUAAGGAACAGGCGUCAGAGCAGAACAAGAAAAUAGAGGAAAAUCUCAGCUGGGUUCUUCAAGAGAUAAAACAUCGUACAAGUCUCCAUAGUACUAUACUUCAAGAAAAUGGAGUUACGCUCGAGAAAUCCAGCUUCAUACCCCUGGCACUGCCAACAGGCUAUCAAAGUCAAGCAGGAAAAGAGAUGUUUCUGACUGUCGACCGGACCCUCCGUGACUUGAAUGAUAUUGUGAAGAAGUUGAUAGAAACCAGUCAAAAGGCUAGUAAUCUAAUUCAACAAUUAAAUGAAGAAAGCAAAAGAAACGCAGCAGACGGUAAUGUCAAAGUGGCAGCAAAUAUGGAACGGGUGUUGUCACAGAUUCAAAACAUAUUCGACCAGAAACACAAAAACAUCAUGCAGUCUGAAAAGCUGAUGACCACCAACACAGAACGCAUAGGCUACACCUUAAAGAUUGCCAACGACCUUGUAAAAUCGGGAACAAAUGCUGACUUUCUCAAUCUUCUAUCGAUCGUUGACACCGAUAUCAAGCUACUUCUCAUGCAAACUCCAGUGAAGAUGCCGAAUGGUGUGGAAAAAAUUGCUUUUCAAGAAAGUAGCGACGCGCGACUUGGUACAGUGGUAUUCGGUGCAUCCUUUACACCAACUACUGUGAUUGAACCUCGGUCUACGAGACGUACUGCAAGCUUCGGCGCCAGGCGUGAACCAGAAGAGGUUGAAGUUACCAUAAAGAACAUCACUGCAUUUGGGGACGAGAUAUUGAUUGGAUAUAAGGAAGGUAUGAUUGUCUACAAUACAUCGGGAAAGCGCCUGAUGGAGCCGAAAUUACAUGAAGUUUUCGCAGAUUUCUCAGAAGACACACCGCAAAGCAUCGACAAAGGCAAACGAAGUAGAGCGUUUGAAACGCCAGUCGCGUGUGAGGAGUACUAUGACGACUAUCUUCUAAGUGCUUUGGGAGAGGAUAUCACGUGUAGUCCAUCCCCUUCCAGUGAUUGGGAAAAGAUGUCACUGGCAGCAAAAACAACGUGGCGCACUGCCGGCGAUGAGGGGUCGAGACCAAGGGGGUGGCCUCGUUCGGACCGCAUCGCGCCGGCUGAUGUUCCGUGUGAAUCCUCGGCGCCCAUCGCACAGACGACUGCUGUUUCAUCGGAUCACUGGGUAGCGUCACUUCCGGAUGGAAGCUGUUUUUGCGCAACACAGAAAAAGGAUUCGAUAUGGACAAACCUGUUUGGACCAAAAUCUGAUUGGCAAGGAACAUUGCAACGAUUGCCCCUUGGGCCGUUCUACAGGCAACAAAUCGUUGCUAUUGCGAGCUACGGAAAGGACAGAUUUACCAUUAGCUUCAGCGGUAAGCAAAUGAUCAUGCUACUGGAUUUCUCUGAAGGUCGCAGGAUUUGGGGCCAGUCUGUUACUAUAAAUCCCGACUUUUUGGCUUCAUGGAGAGACCAAGAACUUCUUAUUGGCUCAAGGAGUCCACCGAUUGUCCAAAGUUUGGAAAUCAGCGAGGCAACUUGCAUUAAUUUCUCCAUCAGUCCUACAGUAGAAGCAGCUAAAGAGAAAGAUAUUAAGUGCGUUGGCCUUUGUAGUGAUGGCAGUGAUUACAUAAUCGUAGUUUUGUCAGUGAAGUCUGCCCCUGAGGAGGUUCAUGUACAUCAGUACAUCCAAGAUGGCACCUUCAUAGGGUGUUCAGUGCUUGGAAAUGUUCGGGAUGUUAUAGACGCAGCUAUUACAGGGAACAAGGUGCUUGUACUGGCAAGUCCUGAUAAGUUGAUGCUCUUUCAGAUGAGCUGGUAAAAUCGACAUUGAUUAAAUAAAGACAAAGGUCAAGAACCCCUUCUCAUUAUCGGAUUAGUCUGUAAGGCCGAGUUUUGUCUUGGGUUCCAUAAACAUUCAGAAGACUUCAGUGCUUUAAUUGAAAGACAAAUACCCUAAACGUGGACUGAACACGAUGGUCAUGAAUUUCUUGCGGCAGAUAAUGAGGGUGUGUUGAGUAGAAUCUUCAUUAUCGGAACUCAAGUAUAAUAAGAAAAAGUAGUUUGAAAAUGGAGCUGGAGACAUAGCUGGGGAUUUUAUUUUUAAAAUCACCCGUUAUUUAUCAAGUUUAUCGAUGAAACUGACAUGCAUUAGGCUGAGUUUUGAAGUCUUGCAACAAGUUAUACCAAGCGUGUAUGGUAUUACUGGCUAGCGAGGACAUCCACUAUCUACGACAGACAGCUGAAUCAGACAAGGCCUAAACACAGUCAGGUCAAAGAAUUUUGUACAGCAUUUUCUGAUCCUUCUGCUAGGUUGUUCCUAACGUGUACUCACACCAGUGAUCUGCUGUUUUUGUUUUACUUAGAAAUUGUUUUUAAAAAGCAUUUUGAUCCUCAGUCACUUAACAAAACGGUGGAAGGAAAUGACUAAAUUGUAUACUGUCAUCAAACCCUCAACAAAGCAGUUUAGCUGUUGGCUUAUAAGACUUGUAAACGGAUACCUUAUACUUAAUUUUGUUCACCCGUGUAUUUCAAAUAGUCUUUUAGCCGGAAUUCAGGAAAUGAUUUAUGAAACUGUUAAACAAACAUCGAUUGCCUUGAAAUGGGAAAAUACGGGAAAAUAUUAAGCAGAAUAGAUGUAUAUUCAAAGCGAACCAGUUUUUAAAUGUGGAUAAAUCUUGUUAGUUCGGGGGGGGGUUAGUGCUACUUUUGUAAGCCUACGAGCUCCGAUCCAUGUGUUUGAAUUCCUAUUAAAAAUCAACCUUGAUUUUGUAUUGAUAUGAAUUAGCUAAAAAAGACCAAACCAUUAUGUAGGAAUUAGGGCUGGGAUUUUGGGUAUAAAUUUGGUAACAUAUCUACAACAUUAUUUCAUUAUUUUGAAUUUGCUUACACUUAGAGCAUGAUGUUAUUAGAUAUAUACAUGUAUAUUGGUAUCUUUGGCCUUUGUCUUCAUUUGUUGCAAAUAUGGUUUUGAGAAUUGAGUGCAUUUCUAAGGUAGAUAUAGUAAAUCCCAUGAUAGCAGCAAAUAUUCUAAUUACCUUAAUUUACAAUAACUUCCGAAAAUGUAUAACGCAAUCCGAUGGAAUUUUCUUAUCAAUUAGAUUAGAAUUUGAAAACAACCUUAAAUCCACCGUUCAUCAUGUUUCAAUACAGUUAUAAUCAGUUGUUAUCAAGACUUUGCUACGCGAUUUUGUUUUCAUUUGGUUGGAAUGGUGAGAAAGGAACCAAAAUGCACUUAAAGAUGUACACAAAAAACGGAGAUACAGAACAAAAUCAGUUGUUGGCCGAAUUCUCUGGAGUUCGCGACCUGGGAGACGAAAUUGGACUGCGUAAACUUCAUGACAUUUGGGGUCUCGUUUUGCUGUUAAAAUGGAUCAUUGUGCUUAUGUAAAAGUUUUUGCAUUAUCAUACUUUGAAAUUGAUAGCUUAAUAUGGAAACAAUUAUUAUUGUAGUUUGUGUUCUGUCGUCUUACUUUUUCUUUCAUAUAUAUUAUCCAUUGUGUCUCAAUAACUUACAUGUAGUGAUUACAAAGUGUUACGGCCAUGUAAAUUGCAAUUUCAUGCUUUUAAAUAAUGACGUCAUUUACGAUAAUGAUUCUGCCAUUGUUCUUUUCACUCGUCAUAGUUUGUACGCUCAUUGUCGUCUUACUUUUUCUCUCGUGUACGUAGUCCUUCAUAAUUGUAACCAUGCAUAUUUUAAACAUUCGUGGAGUUUUCCACACACCCUGUCUCGUUUAAAUAAUGACGUCUUUGACAAUAGUUUAGCGCAAGAGAAGAAUUUUUUGUUUCCUUUUUUUUAACCAAGGUGACUUUUUAUUUUUCCAGUUAUUUCGCCAUUUGCAAAUAGGACUUACAUGUACAUGUUAUUUGAACUUUAAAAUCACACUGCACAAAUCAUGUUUAACCAAUAUUGACAUUAAAAUGUGUCAUUUUCGACUAGUAGUCUUAUUAGGAAGUGUGCAACAGUACUGCAUUAAGGAGAUUUUCACAUUGUUUGCUUUCAACGAAGUCCUAGUGCAUCUUGGCAUACCUAUCAAUCUAGUUGAGAUCUAGGUUUAUUGUGUUUCAUCAUUGCUCCGUCUAUCUGCGUACGUAAACAAUGGAUUGUGCCUGGUUGUCAGUUCGAUGAGGAGCAGCGUUGGAUGCUAGCUGUACAGGCCGUGUACACGUACUUCUAUGAUAAUGUUUAAAGUAGGAAAACUAGUUAAUAUCUGUAGAAGAUUAGUUGUGUGCCUUCAUAAAAAAGAACAACAAAGUGCACGUAGUUCGUUGUUCAUAGUAGGUUUAACUGACAAAUAAUCAAUUCUGAUUAAAUUCUGGAAAAGACUUUGCUUUGUUCUGUCUGAACAUUAGCAUAGUAUUUACACUGGGUCAUAUGUUCCUUUUGUGUUAAUAACCAUCGACUAUCAAUGCGUGUGGUACACGUACGAUUAAACCUGUCAAGUGUUCAAAUUAAAGUCUUUAAAAGUUCUUCCAAUAAUAAAGGUAAUGAAUAUGAUCUGUUUGAAUUUUUGAAGAAAAUGUUUUAGUUGAUAAGAGGCACAGUAAUGGAGACUGAACUGAUUGCAGUUGGGUCAGGAUUUCAGCCGUGAUUCUGAGGUGCACCAAAUGAAGCGACAUUAAGAGUAGACAUCCGAGAAAAACGACAAAGGGUUUCAAAUUUCAAACUAACUGUUGCUGCUUGCAAAAUUUAUGCUUCACAUCUGUCAUGUCUGUGGCUUCUACGUAAAAAUAAAAGCAUAUGUAAAUUUCUAACUGCAGGAAGGAAUGCUAGUCACAAAUCCGUAGACAGCGAAACUUAACUUUGUUGGCAAAGUAGGCUUGUAAGUGAACUUUUAAAAGAAGCUGUAUACAUGUAUAGUCAAUGUACCUUCUUGUAGUGUAGACAACUUGAUUUGAAUGAUCAGAAUAAACAAAAGAGAUACUAAGAUUCCCCCACUGAUCAGUUACUGAAAAAGAAACAAUCGCCACAAAUACGCAAAAAAUAAAAAAAAAAAAACUGUGAG